AUGCACACAACUGCUCGCAGUGGUCCACCCAAAGGCUCCAUUCGCGCCCGCACCACCGCUUUGAGCUCCGAACGUCUCGCGCAUACCAGCAAUGGGCAUCGCCCAUCAACCGACAGCUACGCUACCUCUCUUGCACAUAGAUCCUCCCUGGACCACUCAGAGGCGCAAGCUGAGGAUGGUGCAUCACUUCGAGAGACCUAUACCGAUGAGGUGGCGCGAGAAGCGGCCGAUAGGCAUGGACAGCGCGGACCAGCGCAGCCACGAACCGAUAGCAGCGUCGAAUUGCCGUCAAGCCUGUGCUCGCGGCAAAGGGAAGAGUCAUACCAAUCACGCGAAAGGAGGCGCUCAUUACAGGAUCCCUUCCUCAAAGGUGCUUUCAUCAGACCACUCGACCCAGCAGCCCAUACCACCCAUCUUCAAUAUCGCGGCAGCACAAGUGGCAUGGCUGUAGCAUCAGGCUCGUUCGAGCCGUAUCUGCCGCCUCCCAAGUUGUCUCGCUUGCGCUCCUCAUCUAGUGCUGGUACGAGCCACACGCCGCGGGAUGGCAUCCCGGACAUGGGACAAUGGGGUCCAGACGCAUCUACGCGGGGAGGCACGAGUCGAACCAGAGCAGCUUGGGCAGGUCCGCCUCACCACGCUUCAGAAUCAACGGGUUUCUUGCACGACGCCGCCACCACAACGCGAAGCUCGAGAUCUCGCACUGAGAGCUCGCAAGGCGCUUCUUCGCGAGGUGAUGAGAGAAACAGAUAUGCAUCGGCAUCCACUGCACUGACAGAGGAUCGCCCUCAUCACCAUUGGACGGAGACCUUUGAUGAUUCUCGCUUCGCGGGUGCGGGUCUGGAGGGGGUGUACGAUGAGCGCAGAGGGACAAAAAUGGUGUCAUCGCGCGAACCCAGAAUGACUGCUGAACCCUUGCCGCACUACCUCGCGUCCAUUCGAAACCUGAGAGGUUCUCAACGGCUCUCAGAAGCCAUAGGAACGGGCCCAGACAUUUGUGGAAUGGAGGAACUUUUCGCCUACAACGAGAUCAUAGAUGUGACAAUUCCGGAAAUCAUCAUCGACAGGCUCUUUGCCUUAUACUGGAUGACCUGCGCCAUGCACUGGCCCUUGCUCUACAAGCCCAAGAUUCCCGUGAAGAACGGCGUGCCUCAGAUCAGCGAAAAGGAGGAGCCGCUGCUGUUUAAUGCCAUCUGCGCAUUGGUGAGCGCAUCCAUCGAUGACGAGACGGAAUCUGCUCUGCUUCAAGAUCAGGCCGCUCGUGCCGCAAGCGAAGCGUCAGGCUUGGCGAAUGGCAGCGGAGACUCUCUCAAGCCAGUAACCUCGCGGGAGAUCAGCACCAUCUUCUUUGUCAGAGCUAAAUACUUUCUCAUGCGCAUCAACCACGAAUCGUCCCUCUCCAAUGUCGCAGCUCUCAUGUUCAUGGCUCUGCACGAAUGCGGUGCGGGGCGAAUGUCGCAGUGUGCCCAGUAUUCUGGUGCAGCAAGCAGGAUGAGCCUGGACAUUGGUUUGCACCGCCACCUGGACGUCUCUAGAGCCUUGGGUCAUUCGUACAGCGUCGCCGAAGAUCAAUGCAGACGUCGCCUCUUUUGGGGCUGCUACAUGAUGGAUAAAUGCCUCAGCUUACAACUGGGUCGCCCGCCUAUCCUGCGUGACGUCGAGACGGAUUGCCCCUUUCCAUCGGCGGACGAAAAGUUUUCUCCAGAUGAGAAGGAGCUCUGGACGGAUGGACCUGGCGCCGCCAUGUUUUUCAGACCGCCGACUCUGUGGAAGCUCAGGGAUGCAAAACCGCGAAGCAUCACCUUUCAAAUUGCUGGAGCCAAGUUGGCUCAAUGUGCGGAAGGCGUAAUUGCUCAGGUAAGAAAUGAUCCCAACGACCGCUGUCUGACCGGUCGAGCAGGCCCUUGCUUACUUGAAGCUCCCCUUGCGCCUGCAGUACAACACAAUUCACAGCAAGGUCGAUCCAGCGAAACGCGAGCCAACCGGCAAAGCUGUAGCGCGCUGUCAUCGAGAUUUGGUGAGAUGGAGAGAAGAAAUGCCAAGCUGUCUCGAUAUUAGCAGGAGCGAGAAUCAGAUGCCGCAACUGCUAAGUCAAUAUUUGUGGUGGAGGGCCAUCAUGAUUGUGCUUCAUCGGCCUUACAUCAAAACGAAGUUUCCGGAGCACCACGGCGAUAUGCCCUCCUCGCACGUCGUCUGCUCCGAAAGUGCUCGCGAUAUAUGCCAGCUGUUCCAGCUGUACGAAGAGACAUUCGAUAUACGCAAGUCGUCGACUUUGCUCGUGUACGUGCUGUACACCUCGGCAACCAUUUCCCUCGCAAACACCACCUCGCCCGACCCCGUCGUGGUUGCGGAAGCCAAGCAACAGCUAGAACAGACGCUGCGGUGGCUGGGGAAAAUGGGCAAGUCGUGGAGUGCAGCGGAACAUCAUCGUCAAGUCGUUGCAGCUUUAUUGGAGCGGAAGAGCGAGGAGUCAGCUGGGAAAAGUCAGGCGAAGAAUGGGGUUGCUCGAGAGCGCGCAUCUGGUCAGCAGUCGGCGCCCCGCGAGGCCAAUGAUUCGGGUCUCGAGCCGAUGGAGAGCAAAAUCCAGGUGGCACCUCUAGUGUCGCUGCCAGAACAGCACGCUCGACGCGCUGUGCUCGCUGAGAUGCCACUAGCCCCAGCGCUAGGACCUCCUGAUUUCUCAACAGGCUUUCAGAGCUUUAGCUCGAAUUCUGCCAGUGCUCCAACCACCGCUGCGUUCCCGGAUGCAGCAUCUUCAGUCCAGCGCACAGCUCGCACAUUCAUUCAAGACUACAUCGACUUUAGCCCAGAUUGGAGCGUGCCGCAGCAAGACGGUUCGCAGGCACCCUACAUGGGCAGUCCGAACGACUUUUCGGACGCGCAAUCUUACCUGCGUGCUGCUGACCAGUAUAUGGGUGCUGUGCCCCUGGCGCAUCAAGAUCGAUUCCCUUGGCUUAAUUUCCAGUCCGAGUGAGUUUAGCAUGACCCCUUUGACCAUCUUUGAAAUGGCCGCGAUCGCGAUGCUGAGCACAGAAUGUUUCUGCGCGCGCGCCUCCCCCAUCAUCCAGCUACCUGAACGCUUUUGCUCAGCUGAGUGUUCCGCCUACGGACGCGUCCAUGCUUGGAAGCGCCGUUGCUCCAACUCUCGAACGUCCCUCGGCACCACCGAGCGCGACGGCUCCCAUCGCGCCUAACGCGGACCCUGUAAAUGCAUCUUCUCGACCAAGUGACGGGCCGAUCAGGUGGGCCAUGGAUUCUGCUUUAUCGGACGCUAUGCCACGAUGA
Messenger RNA from Ceraceosorus bombacis, 3282 nucleotides. The record is from the annotation of a GenBank genome assembly. NCBI's taxonomy places the organism in Eukaryota, Fungi, Basidiomycota, Exobasidiomycetes, Ceraceosorales, Ceraceosoraceae.